Molecule: messenger RNA, 2989 nt
Organism: Myripristis murdjan (pinecone soldierfish)
Lineage: Eukaryota; Metazoa; Chordata; Actinopteri; Holocentriformes; Holocentridae
Gene: cap2
Product: cyclase associated actin cytoskeleton regulatory protein 2
Exons: 13
Coding region: 317-1756 (479 amino acids)
Biological process (GO): cell morphogenesis; actin filament organization; cytoskeleton organization
Cellular component (GO): cytoplasm
Molecular function (GO): adenylate cyclase binding; actin binding
Source: RefSeq, a predicted model, not a curated record
AUUUUUAGCAGGUUUCUGGGGCUGCCAUGUUGCCUGUGAGGCAGCCGCAAUGUCCGUCCGACACAGAGGAGACAGUGCACCACUGAGUCAUGGUGGCCUCCUCGCUGCAAGCUGCGCGCUCUCAGGUUCACCCGUGUUGCUUAAUUAGGAAAUCCCGGAAGAGUUUGGUCCUGUGCGCAAUUGACUGACGGGGCAGGGAGGCAGGGGGACCGUGCGGCGACAGACGCAGGCACGAAUCUGUACCGGGAUAUUGACAAGCACAUCAAACACCCCGUCAAACAAUUCAAUUCGGGACAGAGAAGGGAGGUUCGUCACCAUGGAAGCGCUAAUGGAGCGGCUGGAGCAAGCCGUGACUCGCCUAGAGCAGAUGUCCAUCAAGAUGCAGGCGUCUGGUGGCAUGGCUAAUGGGGACUGUGUCAAUGGCAUCGAUGGAGCUCUGUCCCAGUGCGUGGAGGCCUUCGACCUGCUGCUGAGGGGUCCAGUGUCAGACUACCUGAAGAACAGCCGAGCCAUAGGAGACGACGUGGAGAAACACGCGGAGAUGGUGAGCAACGCCCUGCAGACUCAAAGAACCUUUCUCAAAAUGGCCGCCACGCACCAGGAACCUGCACAGGCGGAGCUGCGUGACCUGCUGAAGCCGAUCUCUGAUCACAUCCAGGAGAUCCAGAGCUUCAGAGAGAGAAACCGCGGCAGCAGCCUCUUCAACCACCUGUCAGCCGUCAGCGAGAGCAUCCCCGCUCUGGGCUGGGUGGCCGUGAGCCAGAAGCCGGGUCCCUAUGUGAAGGAGAUGAACGAUGCUGCCACCUUCUACACCAACCGAGUGCUGAAGGACUACAAGGAAACCGACAGACGCCAUGUGGAGUGGGUGCGCUCCUACCUGUCGAUUUGGACCGAGAUGCAGUCCUUCAUCAAGCAGCACCACACCACCGGGCUGGUCUGGAGUAAGACUGGCCCCAUCGCUCCUCCGUCUCUCUUUGACUCUGUCCCAAGCGCUCCCUCUGCUCCUCCCCCACCUCCCCCUCCUCCCCCUGGACCUCCUCCAGUCUUCACAGACGAUGACGCCCAGCAGCAGGCGCCCGGCAUGGCGGCCCAGCACUCGGCCCUCUUCGCCCAGCUCAACCAGGGCAUGGACAUCACUAAAGGUCUGAAGCAUGUAUCAGAUGACAAGAAGACCCAUAAGAACCCCAACCUGCGCUCCCAGGCAGCGAUGCCCCACUCGUCACCGGCCAGGGGCAGGAACCCUGGGGCUGGGGGCCCAGCUGUAGUGGCCCCCCAGAAAAAAACCCCAGUACUGGAGCUGGAGGGCAAGAAGUGGAGGGUGGAGAACUUUGAGCAGAAACACGACCUGGUGAUUGAGGAGACAGAACUAAAACAAGUCGUCUACGUCUUUGGCUGCAACAACUCCACCGUGCAGGUCAAGGGCAAAAUCAACUCCAUCAUCAUCGACAACUGUAAGAAGCUGGGCCUGGUGUUUGAGAACGUGGUUGGUAUUGUGGAAAUCAUCAACUCUAAGGCCAUUCAGUUACAGGUGUUGGGUAAAGUGCCGACCAUUUCCAUCAACAAGACAGAGGGCUGCCAGGUCUACCUGAGCAAAGAGUCCCUCAGCUGUGAUAUUGUCAGUGCCAAGAGCUCCGAGAUGAACAUCCUGGUACCGGAGGGAGACGACGACUACAGGGAGUUUCCCGUCCCGGAGCAGUUCAAAACCUUGUGGGACGGCUCCAAACUGGUGACAGAGCCCACAGAGAUCGCCGGCUGAUUGCAGCAUCUUCAUCACCACCACCACCACCAUAAUCAUCAUCAAGGUCAUCAUUUCAGACAUAAUAUAUCUCGCUGUUCUGCUGUUCUCAUUACGUUUCAAUAAUUAAAAGGGAUCUUUCACACAGACACCAAAACAUUUCACUAUGGGUCAGUUCGUUGUAGGCGUAUGUGUAGCUCAUCUCGCACUUUGAAACUGUUGAUUGUUAUGAACUUUGAAACUGUUGAUUGUCUGUAAUUGUCUGAAGCUGAUUUUCCCUACCUACAAACCUAAGUAACUCUGCUACAAAAGCACUGUAAAGACAUAGCAUAAAGGAAUAUUCAUUUGGAAGAGAAGGGAUAUUUUAGCUUUGAACACAUUUAAAUUUGAAAAUGCGCACUACAAAAAUUGUAUUUUCACUGUCUUGCAUUUCUGUGCCAUAGCAAUAAAGGCAUUUAUGUAAGAAUAUAUAACUAUUGAUAUUAUGUAACCAACAAUCUGGACAGGUCCUCGUUAGCCUCAGAUACUGUUACUGUAAGGGACAUAUAUUUUGACUUUAAUAUACCUCUGUACUCUACUUUCAAUGUCAAGUUUCAUUGCGUCAGUGUUGCAGGAUAUUUCAGAAAUUAGUACAGUUGCACAUUAGACUAAGAUAGAAAUUAUACAUUAAUAUACAUUUGGUGGCCAAUCACACAAGCCUUAUAUUUUAGUCAAAAGUAUAGUACUAUUUGGUAUUACAGUACAUAUGUAUGAUGUUCUUUUUUUUCUAUCUAUUGAAAUGUAUCUUACAGUUUAUCAUUUUAGUCAUGUAGCACUGUUUUACUGAGAAGCAGCAUUUUUUUUUUUAAUGCUAAAUACUUCAUCUGCAGCAAUGCUGCUAUUGCACAGUUUGUAUGAUGACUGCAAAAAGAAGGUCGGUCAUGCUGCUGGAGAUGUGACAUUAAAUAAAGUAAUGAAGUACUGGGCUAUUAAUAAGUUUCUUAGAUGAACAAGUUAUGUUACAAGCACUGUGUUUAUAUGCCUUAAAAUACUGACAUUAAAGGUAUCUAAUGUCCACUUUCACACUUGACCCAUAUCCUAUUGUGUAUAUUCUUGUGUACGUCACUAUAUUUUGUAUUAAAAUGUAGAGCUUUAUGGUACCAGCAUAGGGGCAAAAACAAGUGUACACCAAUGACACGUUUCACAACUUUCAAGUCACACAAAAAGGAUGUGAUGUAACUGUGUAGCAUUUUUUCCAAAUAAAAUCAAAACCUC